GACAAAUGGAAAAGGAUCGACAUUGUAAAAUACCAGUAUUAAGUGUGUAGCUAGCUAGUCUGAUAUGUACGUAUGUAUGUUCAGAGCUAGAUGUUUGUGUAUACUAGGUCUCAUCACUGAAGAGCUAUGGUGGCUGUGUGGAAGACUCUACGCGGGCCUCUAGCUGGUCUCCUAUUCCUCUGUGGUGUAGCAGUUCCUAUUAUUCUACUCUGCUUUACAAACACUAAUGAAUCUGAGCCUGUGGAAGGUAUCAGUUCUCUAACAACACGUAAUCAUGAGAGAAGACCAUUAGACUACUCUGACUCAAAGGACAAAUCAGAGGUUCUAAAAUUCCACAUUCAAGAGAUGAAACAGAUCAAACUCUCCGUACAAAACGAACUUCGCGAACUUGAGAAGGAACGAUCGGAUUUGUAUAAGGACAUUGAAUUGAAUAGAGACAGUUUAGCGUUACUAAGAAAGCAAGUAACAGUUGCAAAAUCAGAUCUGCAACAGACGCGUUCCAAAUUAGCUAAAGCACAACGAGAAGAGAAUCCAUUGGCAAAGGGAGGUUUUACUCCAUCAGUCGCUAAUCCUGCUCCGAUUGUCGUUGUUAAUAUACCCCCCAGGGAGCGAGAGUCUAUUAUCACUCACAUCAGUGUAAAUCACCACCAUUGCGAGUAUGAGGAUUGCUUUGACUUUUCCAGAUGUGCAAUUUCCAAACCAUUCAGCGUUUACAUUUAUAAUCUUCACUCACCGUUUAGUAGUCAAUUUGAACUAUUGGAUUCGAACCUAUUAGAUAAAGUGACUGCAAGUCUAACGGAUAAACAUUCAAUCACUGAUGACCCCAGCAAAGCAUGUGUGCUUCUGAUAGUCGUGGGACCACUGAGAACACCUGUGGAAGAUUUGCCAGCAGCCCUGAAGACAUUACCUUACUGGGGAGAAGAUGGAACUAACCACCUCAUAUUGGACUUAUCUUACGGCAAAUUAGUGCAGCUUCAGAAAAAACGUACAGAAAGAGCAAUUUUUGCAAGUGUGUUCUCACCAUCAAAUGACUAUGACAUUAUUUUGCCACCGAUAUUAAAAGGUUCCAAUGGAAAUUCAUGGGCAAGACUCCCCCCUCAUUUACCUGCACUCAGACCCACACUGCUCUACUUUGAGGGAGAGCUGUCAGGGAAAUUUGACAGCAAGUUUGGCAACAAUGAAGCAUGGGUGCCUACCGAUGAACUCAAAGCCAUUGAGAAUGCAAUUCUAACAAAGAGUAAAGACAAAGUGGUCUUGAAGACCAAGUGUGGAAGACAACACUCCAAUGAUGACCCAGCCAACUCACACACCAUUCAACUAGGCGAGUGGAAACUUUGUGGAAAUUCUGAGUAUCGUACCUUUAAUUUGUCAAAGUCCACUUUUUCGCUUAUUCUUGGUAGUAGAACUGGUGUUUUGUCCACUGCUACGUACACUCGACUGAUUGAGGCCCUACAGUUUGGAUCCAUUCCUGUUUUCCUCGGUGUCAAGUCAUUACCCUUUCAGUCUGUCAUAGAUUGGAAAAGAGCAGCAGUAUUCAUACCCUCACCUCGAGUUGGAGAAUUACACUACAUUCUGAGAGAAAUCCAAUCCGAUGUUAUUUUAGAGUAUCGAAGACAUGGCCGAUUUUUGUGGGACACUUAUUUCAGUUCAACAAGCUCUGUCAUUGACACUGUCCUUGCUAUAGUUCGAUACAAAGCCUAUUAUCCACCACCUUCUGCCAAAGACUACAUUGAUGCUAAGCCACUACUUAGAGUCCCUGGUACCGCAAAACAACGACUGUCUCCAAUUCACCAGCAAAAUUUCUCAGCGUACGCAACCAGGUUUUGGAAUCACCCCCCUGGCCCAUUCUAUAUGUACCCACUGAGCCCAUUUACUUCUAGUCCAGUAUCAGGGAGCCAAUACCAAGGCCUCACUCCAACUCAGGUGACCCGACUACCGGCUCAUGUGAUCCAGGCAGGCGGAAUAACUGGUCCUUUUUUCCAAGAUUAUUUAUUAGGAAACACACCCGAGGAGCAAUUCACUGUGGUGAUGCUGACUUAUGAGCGGAAUGAGGUCCUGAUGGAAGCUAUAAAGAGAUUGGACGAGUUGGAUGGAUUGGCUAAAUUGGUGGUGGUCUGGAAUUCCCCCUCUCCUCCCCCACAGAACUUAGAGUGGCCCACAAUCGGAGCUCCUGUAGAAGUUGUGUCUAUUGGUCGCAAUAGCCUCAACAAUCGCUUCCUGCCACUGGCUAACAUACAAACUGAAGCAGUGCUCUCAUUGGACGAUGAUGUACACCUGAGGCACGAUGAGAUACAGUUUGCAUUCAGAGUGUGGAGAGAAGCUCGUGAUCGAAUAGUUGGUUUCCCGGGCCGGUUCCACUCCUGGGACGUCAGACACUCGAGCUGGCUCUAUAACAGCAACUACACGUGUGAGCUAUCCAUGGUGUUAACUGGAGCAGCCUUCGUGCAUAAGUACUACCUGUACCUGUACAGUCAGUGGAUGCCUCAGGCCAUUAGAGACAUUGUUGACGAGUACAUCAACUGUGAGGACAUUGCCAUGAAUUUCUUGGUGUCCCAUAUCACAAGAAAACCUCCACUUAAGGUGACAUCUCGUUGGACCUUUCGUUGUCCUGGUUGUCCUGAAAACCUCUCCUCUAGCAAUGAACACUUCAACGAGCGUCACGUCUGUAUGAAUCGUUUUGUGCAGGUGUACGGCUACAUGCCUCUACUGUACACUCAGUUCAGACUGGACUCCGUACUAUUCAAAACGAGACUUCCUAACUACUUAGAAAAAUGUUAUCAAUUUGUAUAGCUAGUGCCUUAUUUUUGUAUCAGCCUCAGGUAGACUACCUAUAUUUCACGAUUCAUUCAACACAUGUGAUUUUCUAAUUUUCUAAUAACUGAAACAAGCCCCCAUAA
Molecule: messenger RNA, 2897 nt
Organism: Halichondria panicea
Lineage: Eukaryota; Metazoa; Porifera; Demospongiae; Suberitida; Halichondriidae
Product: exostosin-like 3
Exons: 5
Coding region: 127-2790 (887 amino acids)
Cellular component (GO): membrane
Molecular function (GO): glycosyltransferase activity
Source: RefSeq, a predicted model, not a curated record